Molecule: messenger RNA, 447 nt
Organism: Teleopsis dalmanni
Lineage: Eukaryota; Metazoa; Arthropoda; Insecta; Diptera; Diopsidae
Product: pupal cuticle protein G1A-like
Exons: 1
Source: RefSeq, a predicted model, not a curated record
UUAUAUUUAUAUCUUCAGUUUGUUGUUUGCGCCUUAAUUUCCUUUGCCGCGGCUAACCCAGGAUUUGUUCAACCUGUUGUAGCUAAAGUGGGAGCUGUCGUGCAUAGUGCACCAUCUGCUGUUUCUCAUCAAAGUUUCACACAAGUUCAUAGUGAGGCUCAUGUUGUGAGUCCAAUUGUUAAAACUAUUGCUGCUCCAAUUGUGCCAGUAGUGAAAACAGUAGCUACACCCGUUGUCCAUACACAGUAUGUAGCUGCACCUGUGAUUAAAACUGUUGCUCCAGUUGUUCCAGUUGUUAAAACGUAUGCACCUGUAGUGCCCGUUCUCAAAGCUGUUCCAGCACCCAUCUCUUACCAAAGCCAUAACCAAGUACAUCUACGUAAACCUGUAAUUGCUCCAAUUAUAGCUUCGGUUCCAGUGGUGCAUGCUGCUCACUUUGUUCAUUAA